GAGGGAGGGGUCCUCCUGCGGGUAGCCCGAGGCUGAGGAGGCUGUGGAACCUGGGGUGAGAGUGGGAACGUGAGGUGAGUGGAGCUGAAGGAGGGGACACGCUGCGGGGCGCCCCAGUCUAUGGAGCGGGGAAAGAUGGCGGAGGCGGAGAGCCUGGAGACAGCGGCGGAACACGAGCGGAUCCUGCGGGAGAUCGAGAGCACCGACACGGCCUGCAUCGGGCCCACGCUCAGGUCUGUCUAUGAUGGUGAGGAACAUGGAAGAUUCAUGGAGAAGCUUGAAACUCGCAUCCGCAAUCAUGACCGAGAAAUUGAGAAAAUGUGUAACUUUCACUACCAGGGCUUUGUGGACUCUAUAACUGAACUGCUGAAAGUGAGAGGAGAAGCCCAGAAACUCAAAAAUCAAGUGACGGAUACUAAUAGAAAACUACAACAUGAGGGAAAGGAACUGGUAAUAGCAAUGGAAGAGCUGAAGCAGUGUCGACUACAACAGAGAAAUAUUUCUGCCACUGUUGAUAAAUUAAUGCUGUGUCUUCCAGUCCUGGAGAUGUAUAGUAAACUGAGGGAUCAGAUGAAAACUAAAAGGCAUUAUCCUGCACUGAAAACUCUGGAACAUCUAGAGCAUACCUAUCUCCCUCAAGUAAGCCACUAUCGAUUCUGCAAGGUGAUGGUGGAUAACAUCCCCAAGCUGCGAGAAGAAAUUAAGGAUGUCUCUAUGUCUGAUCUCAAAGACUUUCUGGAGAGUAUCCGCAAACAUUCAGACAAAAUUGGAGAGACUGCCAUGAAGCAAGCCCAACAACAAAGAAACCUGGAUAACAUCGUCUUGCAACAACCCAGAAUAGGAAGCAAGAGAAAGUCUAAGAAAGACGCAUAUACAAUUUUUGAUACAGAGAUAGAAAGCACUAGCCCCAAGUCUGAGCAGGACUCAGGAAUUCUGGAUGUUGAAGAUGAAGAAGACGAUGAAGAGGUACCUGGGGCCCAAGAUUUGGUGGAUUUCUCUCCUGUUUAUCGAUGUCUACACAUAUAUUCUGUCCUGGGUGCCCGGGAAACAUUUGAGAACUACUACCGAAAACAGAGGCGAAAACAGGCCCGUUUGGUGCUCCAGCCUCCAUCUAACAUGCAUGAAACAUUAGACGGCUACAGGAAGUAUUUUAAUCAAAUCGUAGGCUUUUUUGUGGUUGAAGAUCAUAUUUUACAUACGACCCAGGGCCUAGUAAAUAGAGCCUACAUUGACGAACUAUGGGAAAUGGCACUUUCCAAAACCAUUGCCGCACUCCGCACUCACUCGUCUUACUGCUCUGAUCCAAACCUCGUGUUAGAUUUGAAGAACCUCAUUGUGCUUUUUGCUGAUACACUUCAGGUUUAUGGUUUUCCUGUAAAUCAGCUCUUUGACAUGCUGUUAGAAAUCAGAGAUCAAUAUAGUGAAACUCUGCUAAAGAAGUGGGCAGGUAUUUUCAGAAAUAUACUUGAUUCUGACAACUACAGUCCUAUACCAGUAACAAGUGAAGAGAUGUAUAAAAAGGUGGUAGGACAAUUCCCAUUCCAAGAUGUAGAGCUGGAAAAGCAACCAUUUCCAAAAAAGUUUCCUUUCUCUGAAUUUGUGCCAAAAGUUUACAGCCAAAUUAAGGAAUUUAUCUACGCCUGUCUGAAAUUUUCAGAAGAUCUUCAUCUAAGCUCAACUGAAGUUGAUGACAUGAUUAGAAAAUCUACAAACCUGUUGCUAACCAGGACUCUGAGCAACUCUCUGCAGAAUGUCAUUAAAAGGAAGAAUAUUGGACUUACUGAGCUUGUCCAGAUUAUCAUCAAUACAACACACUUGGAGAAGUCCUGUAAGUACUUGGAAGAAUUCAUCACCAAUAUCACUAACGUGCUUCCAGAGACAGUCCAUACCAGCAAGCUCUACGGCACCACAACUUUUAAGGAUGCCAGACAUGCAGCUGAAGAAGAGAUUUAUACCAACUUGAAUCAAAAGAUUGACCAGUUUCUACAGUUGGCCGACUAUGACUGGAUGACAGGAGAUUUGGGCAACAAAGCUAGUGACUACCUUGUAGACCUCAUUGCUUUUCUGCGUAGCACCUUUGCUGUAUUCACGCACCUUCCUGGAAAGGUUGCUCAGACAGCAUGCAUGUCAGCUUGCAAGCAUUUAGCCACGUCCCUGAUGCAACUUCUGCUGGAAGCUGAAGUGAGGCAGCUCACCUUGGGAGCACUGCAGCAGUUCAAUUUGGAUGUCAGAGAAUGCGAACAGUUUGCCAGAUCCGGCCCGGUGCCUGGGUUCCAGGAGGACACGCUGCCGUUGGCCUUCAUCGACUUGAGACAACUUUUGGAUCUCUUUAUCCAGUGGGAUUGGUCAACCUACCUUGCCGACUAUGGUCAGCCCAACUGCAAGUACCUCCGUGUAAACCCAGUGACAGCUCUGACCCUGCUUGAGAAGAUGAAGGACACUAGCCGCAAGAACAACAUGUUCGCACAGUUUCGUAAAAAUGAGCGAGACAAACAGAAAUUGAUUGACACCGUGGCCAAGCAGCUCCGCGGACUCAUCAGCAGCCACCACUCGUGAGGGCUGCCCUGAGCCCCCAGCGGCUGCUCGCUGCAGCCCCAGAGUCCGGGCCCGCCCGGCUGGCCCUGCGUUUGUGCAUUCUUCCUCAAAGAGAGAAAAUGUAUUUUUUUAAUAACCUGUGUACAGUAUCCAUAUAACCCUUCCCUACAGUAAUAGAGGCCGAGUAAGCAAGUGUAGGAGAUAUUGCUGGGCAGGGACUCAGGAGUUAUUACUACACUCUCUGCGUCAUCCCAGAGAUGCUGCUGUCACCAGUCCCCGUGUGAGGAACUGCCUUUCACCGUGGCUCUGGAGCUUCGGUCUGGGGCUCAGGCACUACACAGACAAAAUGAGUACUUGGCACCGGGAGGUGAGGUGAGCAGGCGAAAGAAUGAUACAGUGCAUCUUGUUCACUCCCGGGCACCCCACUCACCGCCUGGGUGAGGCCGAUUUUUCUCAAUGCAAGGCAAGGGCCUGGCAGACAUCACUGUUUAGUGUGCUGAAGGCCACACACAGUUCUGGAGGGGCAUCUCCUCAGUCCACUGACUCUCACGAGCUGGUGACAAGCAUGGCAUGUGGCAAGAUGACAACCUCACUCCAGUCUCCACGAUGGCAGGUUCUUUAGCCUAGAUCUGACUCGAUGCCUUUGCUGCUAGUUUUCCUGUGGCAGGAUAGAGCUGAGCAUGCAGUGGACCCCAUGGCUAACUGUAGGUGCCUCCACGCUAGGAGGCCAGUGUGGAUGGGAUCGGAGCCCCAGCCCCUUCUCCGUUUCUCUCAUUUCCUCCUUUCAGGGUCAAGGCCCUUGGCUCUGGGCAUCGGUCAACAGUUACUUCCAUGGGUCCUCACAGAGUCUCGGACUUGCCCCCUCCGUCAGUGUCAUUGGGACAGGUCAGAUUCCAGGAGCCUAAAAACAGCCCUUACUUUACCCUUAGGUAAAACCUGAAGAUUCCGUGCAAUUGUUCCUUUGUGGUUUAAAAUCAGCUUUCUGGCCACCAUCUUUAAAGGAAAUGUCCCCAGCUCUGCACUGUGGGGGCAGGCACAGCUGGACCGGAUGCCUCCAGUGAUGGAGCCAUUGUCACCAUGAAGUAGCCUGGGCCAACCAUGGCUAUGGUCUGUUGCCUGUGCCCAGCUGCCCCUCACUAAGUCAUAUCCUGGAUACGGAGCUCCUGCUCAGGGCCACAGCUCCUGUCCCCUUCUGAGAUCCCCAUAGCCAUCUUUUGGCCUUGUCUGAGCAAGAUUGUCUUUCAUCCUAUCCUCCAAACCCUGGAGUCUGCACAGGGAUCCUGGACCAGCUCGCUUGGAGACUGUCCACUGUGCCAGAUGCUCCUGAGACUUAAUGCAGGGGCUGUGCUAUGAGGUCACUCAGAGGAGCCUGCUCUUUAAGACACUUCCGGAAGAUGCUAUGAUGGCUCCUGGCAAGAGUAUAAUUGUGCAUCACCAAACAAUUACAAUUGAGACACACAGGUAUUUCCAGCUUGGGUUAGUGGGAGGAGACACUCAUCAAACAGAAUUCUUCACCUCCUUUGUCGGCCGCUGAGUUGCCUCUGGGGAGGGCAGUGCUGCUUUUUCAUGCCCCACCCCUGGCCCCUCCUUAACUCAUCACAACCGGAACCCACAGGGAAGAGAAUCUGCACAGACGUGCAGCCUCCAAACCAGAGCGACCGGGCUGCACGCGCCCCGGCAGAUGCCUCGGGAGGCUCACCUGGGGCUCCGCGGCCAGCAGGGUCUUAGGGUGAGGACUGACCCAGAACUUCAGAAGUCAAGGGAAAGCAGGGCCCCAUGGGGAUGAAACCCAGGAUUCCAUCUCCCAAGGCCUGGAUUUUAUUGGAAAAUCGAGGAAUGAUUACACUAAUCUGAAGUCCUAUUGCUUAAAAUGGGCUCAAACCAGCCUCCUUCCCUAGCCCCCUGUUUGCAGCAAGAUCCCAUCAGCUUUGAGCACUGAGACUUUGAGGUGGGAAUGGAGUGAACAUUGAGGGUGUCACAAUUUUUGUCUUUUUGUCAGCAUUGCUGAUCUGGCCUCAGACCUGCACCGUGGAAAACUGCUAGAGAGGAAAAGCGAAUAAUGGGGGAGGGGGAUCAGGGUUGCCCUGCCCCUGGCUCGCAGAUGUCCCUCCAAGAAAAGAGCCUGUUCGAGCUCAAGGCUCAUAAGGGUGGACCCCGUGUAGCUCUCAUCUUCCCUCUCAGUCUCUCAGUCUGCCUCAGUCUUCUGCGAAACCGACAGGCUGCUACUGAGUUGUCUGUGGACACUCCGGGUGGGCAGGGGAAGGUAAAAUCAGGGACCAGCACUGUCCAGGUGGUUUGCAUUGGUAAAGUAGGAUUUUUUAGUUUUGUCCAGAGGCCCCUUGCUGGCCAGCCCUUAAGAGGGCCUGUGCGAAGCAUAUGCCCCUCAGAUCCCUAAGCUCUGGCCUCACAUGCCCAGAGAUAUAGAGGUGCCUGGAGGCCUCAAUAAGAGGCGAGAACAUGGGCAACUGGAAGCCUACCAGCCUCCUAGUUGUCAUGAACCCUUCGCCAAGUUCUUGGGGAAGCCAGGUUCAUGUUCCUGAAAGGACAGUGUGGUUUGGGACCCUGGUGGGUUUCAGUAGUAGCAGAGGGAGCUUGUACAGUUUUAACAUUCUUAGGAAAGUCUCUUUGAGUAGAUUGUAAAUGAAGCUGUUGGUCAGUGGGGAAAACAGUACAUGGAAAUUGGGCCCAGCAGAGUCCCUGUUGGCAAAGGGAACAUAAAGCUUCCAGAGAGUGUUCCCCUGUUUCCGUCGCCUGCCGGGCCUGACAGUCUCCCGGGCCUCACGGCCAGCCUCGCUUCCCUACACACUUGCCACACGCUUGUUCAGCAGGUCCCAGACCCAGGGCCCUUUAUCCCCGAGGCUGGCAUUGGCUAUGACCUUCCUCACAAGGCCCUCGAGUGCAGGCCCUGGGGCCGGCCGCAGGACCCCCAUCUUAGCCUCCCUCCUCGCUGGACCCUGCUCCUGGCUGCUCUAGUCGCCUCCUUCCUUUUUUUGUUUUUAUUUUUUUUGCCUGAGUUCACAAUUCCUUUUCACUCAUGUGUUGGAAGUGGCCUUUUUAUUUUGUACAAAUAGUUGCACAUUUACUGAGGAAAUUUAGGAGAGUCCAUUUUUAACUCUAAAGGGAAUUUUUUAAAAACUCACUAGUAAAGCUGCUGAUGCAGAGGGGCCUCAUGGGUACUGGAAAACCUGUGUGGAAAGAGCAUGUUUAUUUCCUCCUAUACAUUUGCCUCUUUAACUGCUAUUAAACAAGAAAGCCUUGUUCCUGUUUCAGAAGCCA
Molecule: messenger RNA, 5811 nt
Organism: Miniopterus natalensis
Lineage: Eukaryota; Metazoa; Chordata; Mammalia; Chiroptera; Miniopteridae
Gene: EXOC6B
Product: exocyst complex component 6B
Biological process (GO): exocytosis; Golgi to plasma membrane transport; intracellular protein transport
Cellular component (GO): exocyst; membrane
Source: RefSeq, a predicted model, not a curated record